Diaporthe amygdali is the source of this 1815-nucleotide messenger RNA. RefSeq lists its product as uncharacterized. The coding region runs from base 1 to 1815 and encodes 604 amino acids. The transcript is spliced from 3 exons. Gene Ontology annotation, molecular function: transmembrane transporter activity. The record is from RefSeq and is a predicted model, not a curated record. Lineage: Eukaryota; Fungi; Ascomycota; Sordariomycetes; Diaporthales; Diaporthaceae. Gene Ontology annotation, biological process: transmembrane transport.
AUGACGAACUCACCGUCGAGCACGUCCUUGGAGAGCUCAGUUACCGCGACUGAGGCCGAUGUCCAGUCGCAGCACGCAGGUAUGACUAGCGUGAACCACUUCAAGAUCGUCUUCGACCGGGCGGGCGUUACAAGGGAGGCGCUGCAGUGGAGAUAUCCCGGCCAGGGAACCGAGGAGAGCCCCUACGCUGUCGACUUCACGCCGUGCGACCCCUACAACCCCCAGGAAUGGACCAACACCAAGAAAUGGUGCAUGACGAUCCUUACGGCCAUUUCUACCCUCGCAGUCGCCUUCGUGAGCAGUGCCUUCUCCGGCGGACUGGCAUACAUCAUCGCCGAGUUCAAGGUGUCCCAGGAGCUCUCCAUCCUCGGCCUGUCCCUCUUCGUCGUCGGUUUCGCUGUCGGACCUCUGCUAUGGGCACCAGCGAGUGAAUUCUACGGCCGGCAGAUACUGUUUACCAUCACGUAUGCGGCUCUAACAGCAUUCAAUGCCGGCGCUGCUGGUGUUAAGUCCUUCGCUGGCCUUGUCGUUCUCCGCUUCUUUGCAGGCGCUUUCGGCUCGUCGCCCCUGACCAACUCGGGAGGUGUCAUUGCGGAUAUGUUCUCGCAAAAGGAAAGAGGAUUCGCCACGGCUUGCUUCGCUGCUGCCCCUUUCUUGGGCCCGUCACUAGGCCCGAUCGUCAGCGGUUUCCUUGGCGAGGCUGAGGGCUGGAGAUGGAUCGAGGGGCUCAUGGCCAUAUUCACGGGUGUCCUGUGGAUUACCUGCUCCCUCCUCGUUCCUGAGACCUACGCCCCCGUGCUCCUGCGGAUUCGUGCCGCCAAGCUCUCCAAGCUCACCGGCAAGGUCUACGUCUCGAAAAUGGACGUCAACAAGAAACACCACACCAUGGCGCAGCAAUUCAAGAUCGCCCUUUCCCGGCCGUGGAUGCUGCUCUUUAGGGAGCCUAUCGUCCUUUUAACGUCGAUCUACAUGGCAAUCGUGUAUGGAACGCUGUAUAUGAUGUUCCCGGCGUUUCCCAUCGUGUUCCAGUUGUCCAAGGGCUGGGGUCCGGGCCAGGCUGGUCUGGCUUUCCUGGGUAUCACCGUGGGCAUGGUGUUUGCAGUCGCAUAUGCCAUGUUUGACAACGUGAGAUAUGCGAGAAUCGCUGAGGAACACAACGGCAUGGCUCCUCCAGAGGCCCGUCUGCCAAUGGCGAUCGUUGGCUCGGCUUUCAUUCCUGUCGGUCUCUUCUGGUUCGCUUGGACCAACGGCAACAGUGUUCACUGGAUCGUUCCUAUCAUCGGCAGUGCAUUCUUCGCCGUAGGCAUCGUGCUGGUAUUCUUGUCACUGCUGAACUACCUGAUCGAUUCUUACGUCGUCUUCGCAGCCUCAGUCCUGGCAGCAAACUCAGUCUUGCGGUCCCUCUUCGGCGCCGCCUUCCCUCUUUUCACGGAGCAAAUGUACACAAACCUGGGUCUUCACUGGGCGGCUUCGAUACCUGCCUUCCUCUCGGUGGCCUGCAUCCCCUUCCCGAUCAUCUUCUACAUCUACGGACCUAAGAUCCGCGCCAAGUGCAAGUUCGCCGCCGAGGCGGCCCGGGUCUUGGACGAGAUGCGUGGCCGCGUUGAUAUCGAGGACCCAGAGGCCGCAGAGGACGAGGCCAUGGAGGAGGUCGAGCGCGAGGUCAGGAUGGAGAAGCUGGUCAAGAAGAUGAGCCGUGCCUCGGGUAAGAGCCGUACGCGUGGCCUCAGCAGGGUCGAGAGCGGUGCGGCAGGCCCUGGUCCCGCGACGCAGGCUAUGCCCAAGGAGGUCGAUGACGAGAAGGUGGAUGCUUGA